AGAUAAGAUAGUUUUGAUUAUAUUUGUCGGCUUAACAAGCAUGUCGGGACAAAGAGCUUUCAACUUACUUAAAGAACACCAACAAACAACAGACCGAUUAAUUUCUAAUUUCAACAGUGAGGACUUGAGAGCGAUUUUAGAAGAGAUUAACAUUGCAUUUCAAGAGAAUCAUCAAGAUGCUUUAAAGUUUCAAGAGACACGUGAUAAAACUUUAUUUCCCAUGAUUGGAUAUCGACAUGCGCUGCUUCAAAGAAACUUGAGAUGCACAUUGGCAUAUCUUUAUAAUAGAUUAAUGAAACUUAAGGAAAUACGAUGGCAUCUUGGACCUGUUAUAACACCUGACAUAAAGGAAGCGCUAACAGAGCCUGAAAUUCAAUGGUUUAAUAAUUACUCGAAGCUCUUAACAAAUUACAUGACUUCAUUUCCUGAUGCUAUAAACUUAAUGACUGAUAUAAAGCCUCCGAAAGCAUUGUUCAUUGAAGUUAAAUGCUUGAUUGAUCAUGGCAAACUGGAACUUGAGAAUGGCGAGACAGUUUUGCUGCAGAGAAAUAGCAUACAUUAUUUACCUAGAACAGAAUGUGAGCAUUUGAUAAGACAAGGAAUUUUAGAGCACAUUAGUCAUUAACUUUAAUUAAU
Chironomus riparius is the source of this 636-nucleotide messenger RNA. NCBI's taxonomy places the organism in Eukaryota, Metazoa, Arthropoda, Insecta, Diptera, Chironomidae. The record is from the annotation of a GenBank genome assembly.